GGUUGUUCGAGAAGUUGAAAUUCUUGAGAGCGUUGUUUGGGUUGGCCAACGUAAAUUUACAGACAAAGUGAAAAGGCUGCUUGUUAGUAGGUUUUACCAGGUUUAUCAUCUGUUAAAAAUUGUGGGUGCAGCUAUGUUAGGAACCGAUAGAAGUCUGGCAUUUGCAAGAAGGAACAGACCAGGUGCCAAGGCAGAGAAAAUUUCUUCAUGGCCUGACCAACCUUUCGAUGAAAUGGACAGCACAUUGGCAGUUCAACAGUACAUUCAACAAAUAAUUCGUGUGGAUAAUAGCAAAAUUGAAGCGAUUUUGGAGCCCCCAGACGGACAAGAUGAAGGGGUUUGGAAAUACGAGCAUAUGAGGCAGUUUUGCAUGGAAUUCAAUGGCCUUGCUGUCAAGCUACAGGAGGAAUGCAAGCCAGAUACUUGCACCCAAAUGACUGCUACAGAACAGUGGAUCUUUUUGUGUGCUGCUCACAAAAAUCCUAAAGAAUGUCCUGCGGUUGAUUAUACGCGCCAUACUUUGGACGGUGCAGCUUCCUUGUUGAAUAGCAGUAAAUAUUUUCCAAGCAGAGUGAGCAUCAAGGAUUCUUCUGUCAAUAAACUUGGCUCAGUAUGUCGUCGCGUCUACAGGAUAUUCUCUCAUGCAUUUUUUCAUCAUAGAAGAUUAUUUGAUGAAUUCGAGAAUGAGACCCAUCUAUGCCGUCGUUUCACGAGGUUCGUCACCAAGUAUGAUUUGAUGUCAAAAGACAACCUAAUAGUUCCUAUUCUAGACGAGGAUCAAGAAAGCGAAGAAAAUUUUCAACGAUCAAUAGAUUUAGCACCAGAAAUAGGCGAAGAAGACAUUUAGGGAGCCGUCAAUUAUUUCACUACAAAUUUUGGUUAAGGAAUAGUUAUCCUAUAGUAUUUACAGCUAAUGAGAAAAACUACCUGGUCGUAAUUUAAACCAAUAUUUGUACAUGGCAGUAACUAGUCACGUUUCUCAUUGCUUUAUCCAUCAUCACUGAUUUAUUUUCAAGUUUUAUCCAUCAUCACUGAUUAAAUUUUCCAUCUAGAUGGUUCAAAAAUGCCACUCCUUAAAUCACAUUUGUUUAAAAGAUAAAAAUCAUACAUUACUGAUUUGAAACCAGUCCUAUCCUUGAGUUGCUUUUUCCAGUACCUUGGCAGCAUCUUUUAAUUUCCCUACCAAGUCCUUAAAAGACAAUUAAGUACUAUAUUAGAAAAGUACUCAUGGACAGUUAAGCAAAUUUCGUACAUCCAUGUAAAUGACUAAUACGUAGGUAGUAAGUUACUGCAUUCUAUAAAAACUUAUCGUUUAAAGACGAGAUCUUUUUCUGGUGGUUCUCAUGGAAUAUUGCCUUAAUUUAUGCGAUUUUGCAAGAAAUUUUCAUUGAAGCUUGUCAAUAAUUCGCAAAACCGCAAAUAUAAGCUCCAUAGCUUCAAUUUGGAAAAUACAAACAAUUUUUAAUGCCAAAAAUAAAAGCACAGGUUGAUACGCUGAUAAAACCUAAUUCUAUUUAUGUUCUGCCACACAUAAAAGAUAUCGACACAUCUCAAAUUGUUAAGGAAAUGCCCAAUUUUGGUUAUAUAUGGCUGAGUUAACAGACCAUUGUGUCAUGCCCGUGACGUUAGGGUUGGUAUCAGGUUUUGUUUAGAUUUUCUCAUAGUUCUGUCACACAACAUGUUGGAAACAAACAGUUGACGGAGGUUCUCUGUCUUACGCACAGAUCUGAUGUUUUGCAUUAAAUUAUUCUGAGUUGUAGCGGAAAGUCGUCGGCUUUUAUCUAAUCGCCAGGAUUUGGUACCGUUUGUCAUUAGUCAGUUCUCUUCUUUGAAAGAGCAGGGCAUUUUAGGUAUCAAUUUAAUUCUAUGAAAAAGAUAUUUGCUGUUUCGAAUGCACAUGCUUGGAGUUUCUUCUUAGAAGUGGUAAAACGAUUUUAGGAAUAAAUUGCGAAAGAGGAAAAAAAUUUGAGUGCAAAGUGAAGAAGGAAAUGGCCAGUAUGAAAAUCAUUCUUUCUAAUGAAAGUGCUCUAAAACGAGGGGAAAUAAAAAGUGUAGAUCAAAUGUGUUUUCUUUUAUAAUUGUGUUUGCAGAUGUGAUUUUGAUAAUAUAGAGAAAUAUUAAAAAUGUAGAUGCGAUUUAGGUAAUUUUGAUGUGAAACUGCAAAUGCAGAUGCGAUCAUGUUGCAAUAUUGGUAAAAUUAAUAAUGUAGAAUUAAUAUUGAAAAUGCAGAUCCCUUUUUGAAAAUGCAGAUGUAGCAUUGGAAAUGCAAAAUGCGGUAUUGAUGAUAAAGAAGUGAUUUAGAUGAUGGAGAUUUGCUUUUAAAAAUGCAGUUACGAUAUCGAUAAUAUAGGUAUGAUGUGGCUAAAAAAUAAGCAUAAUUGAUAAUGGAGUUGGGAUAUUGAUAAUGCAGAUAAGAUUUUUGAAAUGCAGAUUCAAUAUCGAUAAUAUAAAUAUGAUAUUGCUAAAAAAUAAGCAAAAUUGAUGAUGGAGUUGGGAUAUUGAUAUUGUAGAUGUGUAUUGAAAAUGCAGUUGCGAUAUUGAUAAUAUAGGUACGAAAUUCCCAAAAAAAUAAGCAAAAUUGAUGAUGGAGUUGGGAUAUUGAUAAAGCAGAUGUGCUUUUGAAAAUGCAGAUGAAAUAUUGAUUAUUUUGUGGUGUGAUAUUGCCAAAAAGCAAAAUUGAUAAUAGAGUUUGACAUUGCCAAAAAAUAAGCAGAAUUGAUAAUGGAUAAGCGAAGUUAUCCGGCAUCAUGAAAACGGGCUAUCCGGAUAAGUUUUGUUACUGAAGCUAAAAUUUAAGCACAAAGCUUCGCUUUUCACAAAAAGUAGCCCAUUUCGCCUGUAGCAUGUUAUUAUCUGUUGUUGAUGAAAGCCCUGCAAGGUUCCAGAUCAAUUCUUAAAAUGGCAUCUAGAACAAAAAGUGUUGGUAAAUUUCGGCAAAGUUCUGACAGAACAUGCACUUGGUGGCAAAAUUCUAUCAAUGAUAAUUCAGUACCAGAAGAAUGGAUUGAAAAUUUGCGAAUGUGCAAGUAGAGUUUGAACUGACGCCGUUCGUUAAGAAAAAUCUGGUUUAUCUGUACUCGUGUGAACAGGAUGUCUAUCCAUAGUCUAUCCGUAUCAAAACUUGUAGAUCAUCGUGUAAAUGCGAUCUAUCUGUUUAACUUUUUAUCCGGAUCAAAAGUUAUCCGGCAUCGUGUAAACGCAGGCGGCAUUAGUCGAACUGUCUUUCAUAUUUGAUUUUCCUAGAGAUCAGUUGGCUAGUUCUAGUGUCAAAACUUACAAUACAAUAUUUAAAAAAAUAUAGGUAACUUUAUGUCGUAAGGUAAAACAAAAACAAAUAAGGGACUUGAUGACAGGUAAUGCAGAAACGUUAUGCGAGUAUUGCAUGAAAACAGAAGACAAACUUACCUGAAGCUCGUCCACUGAACAUGAAAUGUUUACUACAUCGACACUAGUCACGUCAUUGUCCUACAAUGACAGUUCAUUGUUAAGGCCAACUCAUUCAAAAAAUAUAUUUGUGUUCUAUGUAUGGCGGAAAUUCUUGAAUAAAAACGGGGACGAGUAAAUAGAUUGUAUAACCAUGAACAUUACGAUAAGACGUUCAGGAGUUAUGCUCGAAACCAUUUAUCUUAACAUUCAUGACUAUAAAUUCUAUUUAUCGACAACGGUUAGUCAAACACUGCUUAAAAUUUAUCGCUUUCAAUGUAUAAAUUAGCAAUAACAUGAUGUAACUGCCAAACAACUUAGAGGCUACAAUGUUAACAAGGCCAUACAGGAAAUUCUUACAAAUGACGUCAAUAUCUUACGGUUAUGGGCUAUUAAUCAUAUGAAGAGUAGAAAAACGAAAACCUUAAAGGAACAAGUGGAAGUUACGAAGAGAAACAAACUUAUCAUUCUCACAAUAUUCAAACUCUAAUAGUUAUCAAAUUCAAAAUUCAAGUGGCUGUAUAAAGAAACGUUUGGCGGUCAUACUUGUGUCUUCAGCGAUAAUAAAUACUGUGGCUCGUUGAUUUUCUCCAUUUGGUUGCUCUGGAAAAAAUUAACAAUCCUGUAAUGAGCAGUGUUAAUAGGUUACCAUGAUUCCAAUGCUAAUGUAUCGUUUUCAUAUCCUAUCGUUUUUAAGACAGGUCCAAAAAAGCGAAAUAUUUUUCCUGAGUUGCUGUGGUGAAAGGCACUGAAGUGGGACAAGUACCUAGUUUAUUAGCAUGUUUAGCCUAAUUAUGACCAUACAUUUUCCAACCCUCAGCAUCCCGGCGUCUCCGGUUUAAAAGUUAAGAAUGUUCAACGUUCGGGUAUUUCAAUGCAUUUGAUUGGCACAUUCUCAAACACACAUUUUUCGUUUCAUCAGUAUUAGCGAUUAAAGCAUGUUCAUGUCUUGAAAUGUGUUUCCGGUAAAAGAGUACGAAAAAUUUCUUUGAAAAAUGUAGGUCGAAGAGGGGCAGUGAUAUGUAUGCAGGACAAAAAAUUUACUGGUUAAAGAGAAUCGAUGAAUAUAUAAAUAGUAAAAUAAAAUUUAUAAAUAGGCAGUGAAACAUAAUAAAACUGUUCUUAAUCAAAAAUCGCGUACAACAAUGUGUUCAGAGACAGCGCGAAUCGAAUCGAAUGCGAAUUGAAUGGAAUCUCAAAUAAUUUCAGAAUCCAGGAUUCAUGAUGAUUAGUUUUCUAUAAUGUUAAUACCAAUUAUACAAAAGAAUAAAAACCGGUACCUUAAUGAAAUAGUCUAACCUCCAAUCGAUAUCUAUUAUGUGUGGAUACGAGGUGCCAAUCCUAAAACAUUGAAAACAAGACUGUCAAUUGUAAUGAAAUUGUUAUGACUUCAGCGUGCAAAAUAUUUAUAUUAGAACAGCAUUUGGUUUAAAUAUCUGAAACAAGACCUAUAAAAUAGCGCUAGCAAGUUCUGCGACCAGCCCUUGCACCUGUGCUACAGUUGUCCUGGGAAAGGGUGCAGUGGUGUGUAGCAACCAAAGGCUUCGUACCUCCAGCACAAGUUCAAGAAGAAUUCCAGAUUGAAGCUCAUCAAAGGACGAUCAACUUCGGUUGGUUCACAAGAAAUGAGGACGUGAUAAAAUUGCCGCAAUGAUUCAUUGCAAUUGUUGGAAGAAGUUUGCUUUUACAUGCAAGGAUUAAUAAUGGGAGCAUUUUGUGGAAACAAAGAUGAAAGUAUUUGAAAAUGAUGCAGUUGCUGUUGUGGGACUUUUCAAUACAAGCUGAAAAGAGAAUAGAGCAUAACAAGUCAGAUAUUGUAACCCUAGAUAAGAAACAGAGAGUGUGCCUUGUAAUUGAUGUUGCAUGCCCGUUUGACACCUAGAAUCAAGAAAAAAGAACAAGGAAAGCUAGAAUACCACAAUGACCUGAAAUGUGAAAUUCUGGAAUUUUGGAGAAAAGAAGUUGGCAAAGUCAAGAUCCUACCAAUCAUCAUAUGGGGCUUUCGGAACUGUGACAAGUAAUAUGGGAAAAACCUUGACAAGCUAGACCUUCACCUGGGAGUAAAUGCUCGACAGAAAGCAAGUCUUCUUGAGACAGCGCGAAUUAUCUGGAAAGUCCUCGAUUUCAACAAAUGAAUA
Molecule: messenger RNA, 5561 nt
Organism: Rhopilema esculentum
Lineage: Eukaryota; Metazoa; Cnidaria; Scyphozoa; Rhizostomeae; Rhizostomatidae
Source: RefSeq, a predicted model, not a curated record